Molecule: messenger RNA, 1704 nt
Organism: Peronospora farinosa
Lineage: Eukaryota; Oomycota; Peronosporomycetes; Peronosporales; Peronosporaceae
Source: the annotation of a GenBank genome assembly
AUGAGCAUUCUUCGUGUAUUAAAGAGAGGCACACGCAGCCGACACCUCGUUGCAUGUCGCACAGCUGUCAAUGUGUCUAGAAAUGUACACUCACAGGGGGUGCUGCUUGCCGUUCAGCGGCAAAUGCGUGUCUUGUCUAUCGUCCCAUUGCAACCCAAGAGGUUUGUCGAUUAUCUCUUGCAAUUGGUACUUUCAUUGACCCUAAACGACUGCAAUGUCUUGUGCUGUAGCUGCUUCCGCUUACAGACAUUGAUGAUGACUCGCACAUUCUCUUCUGCUACUGCUGAGUCCGUUCCUGUUCCAUCCAUGGGUGAUUCCAUCUCGGAGGGUACAGUGGUUGAGUGGCUAAAAGCCCCUGGUGACUUUGUAGAGACGGAUGAGGUGGUUGUGGUUUUGGAGACUGACAAGGUCAGUGUUGACGUGCGUGCGCCGUUCUCUGGCGUUCUGGAGGCUCAGUUGGCUCAGAUCGACGAGAACGUGCUCGUAGGCGCGCCGCUUUUUAGCGUCAUGAAGCAGGCUGCCAGCAGUGCGCCGGUAGCUACGACUUCUGCUACAGCUGCUGAGAUUGCCCCGAUCGAAGAAGCAGUUCCUGGUGGAGAGGACCUUGAGACCGUCAAUGUGCCGUCUAUGGGUGAUUCGAUCUCGGAAGGCACCAUUGUAACCAUCCUAAAGAACGUCGGUGAUUAUGUGCGCGCUGACGAGGCUGUGCUCAUCGUGGAGACUGACAAGGUGAGCGUGGAUGUGAACGCCCCUUUUUCUGGAAAAGUCACGAGUAUUUUAGCGAAACUUGAUGACGUUGUAAAAGUGGGAUCACCCCUGUUUGUGAUCGAUAAGGCGGCGCAUGCGCCAGCUGAGUCUGCGACUCUGGCAUCGUCCCCUGCUGUAUCUGCUGCAUCUGCUGUACCUGCUGUACCUGCUCAGAAGGCUCCGGCGCCCCCACCACAGGCUUCAACUCCCAUCCCGGCUGCGUUUGCGGCGCCUGCCACAGGCCACUUUAACCGCAACGAGACGCGCGUGCAGAUGAGCAUGUUGAAGGUCCGCGCUUCGCAGCGACUAAAGGACACGCAAAACAGUGCUGCCAUGCUGUCCACAUUCCAGGAGUGCGAUCUGGGCAACUUGAUUGCCCUACGUGAAGAGCUGGGUGAUAGCUUCGAGAAGACACAUGGUGUGAAGAUUGGCAUUAUGUCAUCGUUCCUCAAGGCGAGUGCACAGGCGCUUCAGCGCGUUCCUGCGGCAAAUUCCUUCAUCGACAUGGAUGCCAAAGAAGUCGUCUACAAUGAUUUCGUGGACAUCAACGUGGCUGUGGCGUCGGAACGCGGCGUUGUGAUGCCUGUCAUCCGUAAUGUCGAGAAGAUGAGCGUGGUGGACAUCGAAAAGACGCUGGCUGCUCUUGGUGAGCAGGCACGCGACGGCACGUUGGCGCUGGAGGAUUUGGCAGGUGGAACCUUUACAAUUUCAAACAGCGGCGUGAAUGGAGCGCUGCUGAGCACCUCAAUGCUUGCGUCGCCGCAGUCUGCAGUUCUGAGCGUGCACAGUGUGAAGAUGCGCCCAACGGUGCACGAGGGAAAGAUCGUGCCGCGCCCAAUGAUGUUUCUUUCUCUGACGUAUGACCACCGUAUCAUUGAUGGACGAGAAGGUGUGACUCUGCUGAAGACCAUCGCUGAGGCCAUCAGUGAUCCGCGCCGCUUGCUUCUGAACAUAUAA